GGCGGCGGCGGCGGCGGCCCGCGGUACAGCCUGCUGGCCGAGAUCGGCCGCGGCGCCUACGGCGUGGUGUACGAGGCGGUGUCGGGCCGCAGCGGCGCCCGGCUGGCGGUGAAGCGGAUCCGCUGCGACGCUCCCGAGAACGUGGAGCUGGCGCUGGCCGAGUUCUGGGCCCUGACGAGCCUCCGGCGGCAGCACCCCAACGUGGUGCGCUUCGAGGAGUGCGUCCUGCAGCGGCACGGCCUGGGGCAGCGCAUGAGCCACGGCAACAAGCGCAGCCAGCUCUACCUGCGCCUCGUCGAGACCUCCCUCAAAGGUGAGAGGAUCCUGGGCUAUGCAGAGGAGCCUUGCUACCUGUGGUUCGUCAUGGAGUUCUGCGAAGGGGGAGACCUCAACCAGUACGUGCUGUCCCGAAGGCCCGACCCUGCCACCAACAAGAGCUUCAUGCUGCAGCUGACCAGUGCCAUUGCCUUCCUGCACAAGAACCACAUUGUCCACAGGGACCUGAAGCCAGACAACAUCCUGAUAACUGAGAAAUCUGGCACUCCUGUGCUCAAGGUGGCUGACUUCGGGCUGAGCAAGGUCUGUGCUGGCCUGACUGCUCGGGGCAAGGAGGGUGGGCAUGAGAACAAAAAUGUGAAUGUGAACAAGUACUGGCUGUCCUCGGCCUGUGGCUCUGAUUUCUACAUGGCACCCGAGGUGUGGGAGGGACACUACACUGCCAAGGCUGACAUCUUCGCCCUCGGCAUCAUCAUCUGGGCCAUGAUUGAGAGGAUCACUUUCAUUGAUGCCGAGACCAAGAAGGAGCUGCUGGGGACUUACAUCAAGCAGGGGUCUGAGAUUGUGCCCGUUGGGGAAGCGCUGCUAGAAAACCCAAAGAUGGAGCUGCACAUCCCUCAGAAACGCAGGACUUCCAUGUCUGAGGGGAUCAAGCAGCUCUUGAAAGACAUGUUGGCUGCUAACCCACAGGAUCGACCUGAUGCCUUUGAGCUUGAAACCAGAAUGGACCAGGUUACAUGUGCUGCUUAAAUUCAGGGCAGAGCACCACUGUGCUUUGCAGCUGGAUUUGUUUACCAGGGACCCAUAACCUCCAUUAUUUACAUGCAGCAAGGAAGUCAAAGAUAAGGGAAGAUGAUGAUACAGAAGAUCCCUGGUCUACAGGAUCUCCGGCAAUGUGAAAUGUUUGGUGUUACUUUUUUAUGUUGGGAAGGGGUGUUGUGGGGGUGUGGGAGGGGGCUGCAGGGGCCUGUGGAAGAACACAAGCUGGCAGCUGUCACACUCAUGAGACUUUGAAACAAGAUCCAGAGAGCAGAGCUGCCCUUGUCCAGCCCUCCCCAUGUCUCCUGUGCUGCUGUUUGACUCAGUAGGUGUUUCUAGGAAUGUGGUUCUGUAAGGAAGUGGGAAUCUGCAGCCUGAUGGUGAGGUGUGCUGCCAGGCACCAGCUCAGAGUCCAGCUGGGCACAGUUUUUGGGUUCAAAGGUAUUGAUUUUGCCUAGGGAAAAUGGGAACAAAGUGAUGGCUAGGUUUGCAUUGGGAGUGCAGUGCUUUAGGAAAAAUGAGUCUCUUGGACCACAUGUUGAAGCAGCUAAGUAACUUCAUAGCCAGGCAGCUCCUGAAUAGGUGGUGCUGCCCUGGCUUGUGAGCAGCUGCCAUUAGGAUAGAGUAGGAUAAACAAGCUGGAAAGCCAUUUGGCAAAGCAGGUCUUCCCAAGCUGGAUUUCAUGAUCAUCUUUGUUACUGUCUUUCUAUACAGAGGGAACUGAGGAGCUGCUGAGUACAUUUUCAGGUUGACAUCAUCUAAGUACAAGAGAAACAGAAAGCAGUCCACUGCUCUGAUCCAUUUAAUGCCAAACUUCAGUCGAUAGGAACAAUGCUGUGGAGAGAAGGAGGUUUGGCCUUAAUUGGUCAUGGGCUGGAUUUUAGCCUCCCACAGGACACUUUUCCCUGCUAGCUAAUGAUCUCCAGGAAGCAAAAGGCAAUGCUGCUGUUCACAAUGGGUUACAAGUAUAGUUCAGGUCAGGAGAAUUGGAACCUCAGGCUGAGCACUUAAAACUCCUUGCCUAUAUAUAAAGCAAAACUCCUGUUCCAGGGCUGCCCUGUGUUGAUGAUCUUUAGACUUUGCUCACUGUAAAUGCAAUGUAAAGCACCACCUCUUCUCCACCCUGCAGCUUCUGAACCACCUAAAAUGUUUCUCUGCAGGUGAAAUCACCAGUAGUGGUUUGGGAUGUGGUCUGGUCUGACCCAGCAUCACUGCUGAGCUGUCAGGGUGCUCAGUCUGGAGCUAGCCAUGGUCACAAGCAGGAGAAGGGUCCCUCUGGUCCCCUCAUCCCUGGCAACCUUCCUCUGCCAUCACUGGAAGGUUCCUAACUGGCAGCACCUCCAUGUCUCUCCUCAGUGUACUACGCUGACCUCACAGGAAUGAACGGAAAUGGAGGAGAUUCAGGUGGGCUCAGGCAGAGCAGGGAAAGGAAGGAGGGGUUUCUUCUCUUCUAUCUUUUCCAGGACACAAAGCUAAAGCUGUGGCUGCUGGAAGGCCUGGUCCUUCUAAGGAGGACCAGGAGGCUCCAAACUGCCUGUCUGUGACUUGUGACGGUUUGGACAGCACAAAUGCACUGCCAAACCCUUGUUCUCACACUGUGCUUGUGUUUGUCCCUAGGUAUGCUCCUGUGAGCUGCAGCUGGGUGGGUUUCCUGCAGCUUCCUGUGCUGCAUCCCACAGGAAGGGGAGAGUGAACCAUUUAGCUCCCAAGUGCAGUGUUAGUGCCCUGAUCACUGGACCAUCCUUCCUCCACCUGGCAGAGCCUUUGCUCAUGACUGUUAGGACUGUUCUAACCGAAGCCUGGCCUGAACUGGUGCAGUGAGAGGGCAGGAGGUGAAGCUGGAAGGCAGUCAGUGGAUUGCCCUGUUCUUCUCGGGACAGGAGUGAGUCCAGCAGGCCCUGGGAGGGUCAGCCCUCUUGGUCCACUGCUGUUUCAGGCCAUCUUCAAACCACACGUCUCCACCUCAGCUUUUGCAUUGCAGAUGUGUUUUUCAAGCAGCUUGAUGUUAGUGAGCUAGACCGUAGUGCCUUACUUAGGAUUUAGCAAACACUUCCAAGGAGGAGUCCUAGGGCUGCUAGCCUUUGGCCAAUGUGGAUGUUUCCCUGGGUAGUUUGUCAUUUCAAAAGCAUUUCUCUGAUUUUGCUGCUGUUUGUGCUCAACUCCCUGGACUAUAUAGGAACCUGCCUUGUGUUUACAGCUCCCCACAUCUCUCCUUCAGUUACUUUGGCCCAGACCAGCACUCCCUCUAGAACAAUAUGGGAACAGGGAACAGCUCAAACCUGCAUAUGCUGUGAGAUGGAGAAUGUUUAGGCUUCUCUUCCCAGGUGGGUCUUUUGGGCCUCACCUGCCCAGCCCCUGAAGGCCAAACUUCUUCCUCUGCUGUGGAUGUUUGGCACUAGGAUGUACUGCUGGGAAAAUCCAAGUUUAAGAAAGCAGCA
Lonchura striata (white-rumped munia) is the source of this 3473-nucleotide messenger RNA. It is a transcript of the gene STK35, whose product is annotated as serine/threonine kinase 35. The record is from RefSeq and is a predicted model, not a curated record. NCBI's taxonomy places the organism in Eukaryota, Metazoa, Chordata, Aves, Passeriformes, Estrildidae. Gene Ontology annotation, molecular function: ATP binding; protein kinase activity. Gene Ontology annotation, biological process: negative regulation of G2/MI transition of meiotic cell cycle; protein phosphorylation. Gene Ontology annotation, cellular component: cytoplasm; nucleus.